Molecule: messenger RNA, 288 nt
Organism: Mucor velutinosus
Lineage: Eukaryota; Fungi; Mucoromycota; Mucoromycetes; Mucorales; Mucoraceae
Exons: 1
Coding region: 1-288 (95 amino acids)
Source: RefSeq, a predicted model, not a curated record
AUGCGAGAAUUGAAAGAACGUCAAAAGAAGUUGGAUGAAAUCCAGCAGCAAAUGCAAAAAGUGUUUGACAAUAUAGUCACCGGAAAGCAGCAACUGCAACUGUCUUUUAGAAUGGACCAAGGGAACCAAGCAGUAGCGACAACAGGCGCUGUCGCAAAAACCUCUGCCUUGCCAAGAUCAGAAGAUGUAUCGCAAUCAAAACAAUUUUCGGAAGAAUCCCAACAAAGCCCACCACCACCAGGUUACAACAACACCGCAGUUGCAACUAUUUCACUUCCAUACAAUUAA